Messenger RNA from Pecten maximus, 2797 nucleotides. RefSeq names its product ribonucleases P/MRP protein subunit POP1-like. Gene Ontology annotation, cellular component: nucleolar ribonuclease P complex; ribonuclease MRP complex. Lineage: Eukaryota; Metazoa; Mollusca; Bivalvia; Pectinida; Pectinidae. Bases 93 to 2783 code for a protein of 896 amino acids. The transcript is spliced from 9 exons. Gene Ontology annotation, biological process: tRNA 5'-leader removal. The record is from RefSeq and is a predicted model, not a curated record.
GUUCCAAACAGAAUACAACAUGUCUGCGCCCACCAAACAAACGUGGAGCGGAAGGAGGGAAGCAUGUCUGACAUUUUGAACAAAAUAACAGAAUGAUGGCCAACCAAAAAGGAACCAAGCGUAAAAGGGAGGUGGAUGUUGAUACACUUAAAGAUGCACCUCGAGAGGUUAGGGUAGUAGAGUAUGUGGAGAAUCGAGCAGCAGAGAUCAAAGCCCUGCAGAAGUAUCUUGGCGAGUCAAGGGGAAACCGCCUUGUUAUGCAGCUUCUCCCUAAAGGUCUGAGACGGCGAGCCCUUAGUCACAACAUCAAACGGCUACCACGGCGACUCCGGGAGGCGGCCAAAAAAGAGUAUGUCAACCGUGAUACAAAGUCACGAAGAAAACCCCCAAGUCGUAAGUUUCGUCGACGACCAAAGAAUUUACUGGACGAGUACAACAGAAGGCAACGAAAACAUGUUUGGUUAGAGACACACAUUUGGCAUGCCAAACGAUUUAAAAUGGAGGAAAAAUGGGGGUACAAAAUUCCAAUACAGCCUACAGAUAAAAGCAAGAGGGCAUCCUAUAGGUCAACUAAACGCCAUUGUCUCAUUCAGGACCAUUCGUACAUGUGUUGUAUAGAGCUGAAAGGGCCAGAGCAUUGUCUAUUGGAUGGUCUGAGUCACAUGACCAAUAAUUCCACAGGUCAAACUUUUGCAGCCAAAGGCUGUCUGUCUGGGAUAAGGGAAGGUCUGACAAUGCUCUACUCGUGUGAUCACUAUCCUCUGGGGGCCAUCGGCUGUGCCUCAUUUCUAUGGAAACCUCUGACAGGAAGUGAUGUCACACUGACAAAUAUUAGGCAGUUAUGGAUUUGGGUCCACCCUGGUUGUCAUGGUGAAGUCUGUCAGAAUCUGGAGAAGUCUUUCCUGUUAUCCAAGGAAAUGAAAUAUCAAAACAAGGGCAUGGAAGUUUGGACAGAAACUUCGGAAGAGAAUACACAAAUUUCUGAUACUGACAAUGAUGAAACACAGGGAAAAGUUGAUACUCAGGUUGAAAGUAUGAAGAUAAAUGAAACCGUGGAAAACGGUUGUCAAGACAACAAUAAGACAUCAAACAACAAUUCUGUGAAACCAAACUUAAACAGAUCACAAAAAACUGACAGUGGCAGUGAGAAAGAGCUUGUGACCUGGGAGAUGAAAGUUGGGGAAGUGGAGAUGGAGUCAUUGAAGGAUUGUCUUGUUCGAUUCUGUCUGACAGGUCCUAUGUCACAAACAGUUCUAUCACAAACACUUCAGGUGGCUGAUAUAAUACCACAAGGAAGCAGGGACUUAUGGUGGCAGCAAUUUUACAGCAAGGAUCACAUGGCCAUUGGUCAUACACAGCAAAGACAAUUCUGGAAUGAGGUCACUAAGUGCAGAUCUCCAGGGGAGCUAACUCCCCACUUAGUGAUGGGUUUAACAGUAAGAGACCCCAGGAUCUUGAUGCCUGAUAUCAGAACCAAGGCCACAGAAAAUCAGGAGGUGGAGACUGACCCUUGUGUAAUGUCCGAAGCUCCUGUACCAGACGUGUCCUUAUCAGCCAUUUGGGAUCCAACUGUGAGAUCAAAUGUCAAAGAAACCAAAAUGACAGAUCACCAACUCAAUAAACUCAAGUCAGAGCAUCUGAUACCAGGAACUCCUCUAGAGUUAGGCCAAAGGGAAUCCAAAAUCCCCAUAAUCCUUAUCCAGAAUCCUGGAGUUAGGUCAAGGUCAAAAGGUCAAAGCAGUACAGCUCCCAGUUACGGCAGUGGAUGGGACAUUGUAAUUCCAGCAGGAUGGAGCAUGGCAUUCUGGGUAGGAUUUAAUUACAGGUGUGCACGAGCAGGUGGACUUCAGGAGUCCGAAAGUGUUGCUCAUGAGCAGGGAGUACUGCACUUUCCACAAGGUUACCCGGAUACUGUUGUAGGUAGGGAAGAUGAGAGAAACCUACAUCAUCAGUUAUUGGAUACAUACAACAAGAAGCCACCUGCCAAGCGUCCUAAUUAUACCAAGCUCGGUAUACAAUGCCCAUUCCAAUUCCCCUGGAGAAGCCUUGUGAAGCAGUGGGCAAUGAAAGAAGGGAUGGAAGAAAAGUGGAAUCAAACUGGAGAUGAAUUUUAUGUAUUGAAAGACAAGGGAAUUUUGAAGGAAGUGAGUAAAGUUCUAACAGAGUUUACAGAUAGAAAGCUGUCCAAAGAAAACAAAGAAGGUCUAUCUACAAACAUGGUUUCCAGGAACCACCAAUUUCUGAGCCUUGUAAGCAAGAAUACUAACUGUCUGGUUCCUGUGGAGAUUGCAAUGGCUACUCGUGGUUGUCCUGAACGAUUUGCAAACAUAUCCAUCCCAACACAAGAGGAUUUGGCUCGACUUGUAUCUGACCCAAAAUCUGGUGGUCCAACAGAAAUGGUGCAUAAAACAAGGAAUGAAAAGGAAGACAUGAAAAAAACAAAGAAACAAAAGUUAGAUAAAAAUAGUGAAAAACGUUCAAUAGGAAAAAUGGAGGAUUCUCAUACCGCUGGAAAUGAGGAAGGCCCUUCUCAGAGUGAAACGCAUAAUGUUGAUGAGAUGAGUGUUGACCUUAUUGGUAACUGCAGUCGUUCAGUGAUUGGUUACAUAAAGGAAGGAGGAUUCAUGUUGGGAGUGGGGAAUGGCAGGGGCCUAGGAUUUGUCUCAAUCAUUGGACUUAUCAAACUGUUGGGUACAUUGCCACACAAACUACCUUGUACAGUGUUAGUGAGAAACCCAACGUCCUAUCAGUAUAGGUAUGCCAACCUACAUGUUCUUUAUUAAAAGGUGAAAUAUCA